Porites lobata is the source of this 1371-nucleotide messenger RNA. The record is from the annotation of a GenBank genome assembly. NCBI's taxonomy places the organism in Eukaryota, Metazoa, Cnidaria, Anthozoa, Scleractinia, Poritidae.
UACGACCCGAAAGACGUGUCUUAGCACAAGAGACCCUCCUGGGGUACAAAGGAAACUUUAAUUAAGAGUAACGUUCACUGUACUUUACCUUAAAACACUGGUUGUGGCUACCAACUACCAAUCCGCUCUCCGCUGUUAUUCGCAAACGUGGCCACGUAUUAACGAUGGAUUCCAAGCGUAUCUCUAUCUUACUUAGCUUCUGGCUGAUUUCAAGCUAUAUUUUGUUGGAACACUCUCAAGGAUUUGAAACCAGGUUAAGCAGCAAAAGAGUUCGAAGAAAACAUCAGAGACUUCAGCAACAAAAUCGUAGACAUGGGCGAAGUGGAAAGGAAAUGGCUCUUUCAAUGUUCUCGCGGUUCGUGGUAUGUGAGUUUGAGCGUUAGACUCCUCUGAUAUAUUUAAAGAAAAUGUGCGUAUUGCUGUUUUCUUUUCUGAGAAAUUCACUAAGCUCUUAUGAGGGUAAAUUUAAAGAAGAAAGUUGGCAAUCAUGGGCGAUAAUGAUCGAUACCGAGUGUCCCAACGAACCUACAAAAAUUAAUCGAAAAGUGGUAAAACUUUUUUCCUUAAGUAGUUUUUUGUCUGUUUGUUUGUUUGUUUCUCGUUUUUGUCUUUAAGUGCAACGUUUAUUUCUUAUCUUCCGCCUUUACUUUGAGCAGCAGGGUUUUUUUUUAGCUCUUAUAUGUAUAGUGAAAUACUGAAUAUUUAUGAUAGUAUUUUUUACCACUUAUUAACUGACUAACUGACGUUUAUAAUAUUUAUAUUUAUUUGUUAGAACGCAUCAAGGAGGUAUUCCAUCAAGCACAGAGGUUCCCAGCAGUCCAAAGUCAGCAAAUUGCUUAACAUUGAUACCCAAGAUGACCCAAAAUUGACAGCCGUCAAGUUAAGUGUGGAGGACGAAACAGAAUGACCACCAAAUUACAAAGCAGGUCAAAUGAGCAAGAACAAAACGCGUACGGCGUCUAAAGAGAAAAUAGAUUUUUAAAGCUUAAUUAAGGGGGCAUGAACGUCGCCUUUUUAAAACUCGAUACACCCUGUCGGUUUCGUGGUGAAUUACUAAGUAUCCGUUUGGGUCAGCCGCGUAGUUUUUCUGCCUCAUGUGUCGUUGGAAAGAUUUGUUCCACGCACGUACCGUACGAUAUGUUUUCCAGGCAUGAUGUACCGAUUUAGCAGGUUGCCUGUGGACUGAAAAGCUUUUCAAGACAGUCAUCUAGUUUGUUGGGUAUUCAUUUGUGCAUUUUUCUUUUUACCUUUUAUGCAUAUCUAGUUUCACUGAAACAGUCGAAGAGCGAUAGUACAAUCGUAAGGACGUAGAACUCCUGGGCCAGAUGUAAAUGCUGCUUCUAUGUAUUCCAAUAAAAAUCAGCUAGGUUG